Messenger RNA from Belonocnema kinseyi, 3129 nucleotides. Its product is annotated as GDNF-inducible zinc finger protein 1-like. The transcript is spliced from 4 exons. NCBI's taxonomy places the organism in Eukaryota, Metazoa, Arthropoda, Insecta, Hymenoptera, Cynipidae. Gene Ontology annotation, molecular function: RNA polymerase II cis-regulatory region sequence-specific DNA binding; DNA-binding transcription factor activity, RNA polymerase II-specific. Gene Ontology annotation, biological process: regulation of DNA-templated transcription. The coding region runs from base 1 to 1173 and encodes 390 amino acids. The record is from RefSeq and is a predicted model, not a curated record.
AUGGGUCAAUAUAGCGCUUCAAGUAACCUUAGGAAUUUCCAGAGUGAUUUGAAUAUAUCAACAGGAAGACCAAGUGAUGGAAUAUUUUAUGCGCAUCGCUCUAAUCACUUUUUGGAAUUUGAAACUGUUUUUGUAAAAGACGAGAAGGAACAACACAAUCUCAUUUCUAAAGGACAUAAAGUGGACGAAAAGUGUAUUACUACUAAAACUUCAUCUGAUAAUAAUUUUGAUGCCGAGACCUCAACUUAUAUGGUUGAAUACGAUAUUGAUGAAACUUUAGAAAUAAAGGAAGAAAUUAUCCAAGGUGAACAGAAUUCUGAGAUUAAGUUGAAGAUAUCAUUAGGGAGACCAGAUUCUUCUAGCAAUAAUUUUGGUGACCAAACUUCAACUAGCAAAACUGUAUACAAUGACGAAUCUUUAGAUGUCCAGGAAGAGCCCAUCCAAGAGAAAGAUACAGUUACAGGCGAGAAACGUAAUCAAGUAUAUGAGUGGAGUGAAACGCAUGGAGGUUAUAUUUUAGUUUAUAACAAACUGCCAGACCAGCCAAAGAAAAAACUGUCGGAAUUAGAACUGGAACUGGAAAAGAAAUACAAAUGCGAGAAUUGUGCGCGAACCUAUAAAACGAAAGAAGGUUUGCGUCGCCAUAAAUGUACAAAAUUAGAAGAGGACGUCAUACCACAGUUCCCAUGUGAAUUCUGCGGCAGACGAUUUAAACAGAAAAAAUACGUUACUUACCAUAUAGAUCGCGUUCAUCAGAAAGACAAAUCGAAGGCUUCACAAAUCAAGUAUAGUUGUAACACAUGCGCUAGGAAUUACAGUUCCUCAGACUCUUUAAAAAGACAUAAGCGUUUAGAACACGAAGCAGCCAUACCGAAAUUUAUUUGUGAUAUUUGUGGACACAAGACUAGUUUAAAAACUGAUUUGAAAAGACAUAUUUCUUCACGCCACGAGGGUCGUACGCGUCAAAGACCAAAGUCACAUUAUUCGAUAUUGAAGCAUUAUUGCGACAAGUGUCCUCGAAGUUACAGAUGGUUAGGUAGUUUAACUCAUCAUAAACGUUUAGAACAUGCAGCAGUAAAACCACAAUUUACUUGCGAUAUUUGCGGUCACAAAACUAAACUUAAAGGAGGCUUGGUAACGCAUAUUACUUCACAACAUCUUAAUAAGCAAUAAUUAUUACCUACGCGAAAUUUCAAUUCUUGCCAGGAAAUUGCUCAAAUAUUUUUUUAUUAUAUUAAAUGCUUUUGUAAAUGUAUUCCUUGAAUUAUUUUUGUGAAAAUCAAUUCAUUUUAUCAAUUUUACUUCAGCUACUUUUGUUAAAUGUAGAAUUAGGUUCGUAUACGUUUUGUUCAGAUAUCUAGUAAAAAAAGGUACACCUGACUCCCGGUUUAGCCACUCGCGGUUUAGUAAUUCCUAGAACUGAUGGCUCACGCAGUUUCUUAGCUCAAGGGGCAAGAGAUGUUUGCAACUCUCACCUCGGAAGAGCCGCAGUUCGCGUGUACUCAGUUGAGUUUAUUGCGCAAUAUUAUGCAAGCAAUCCCUAGAUUGUGGAUAAACAGAGAUUAAUAUGCGCGAGUAUGUGUAGACUCGUAUUUUUUAUAUUUUUUUUUUAUUUUCUAUCAUGUCUUACUAUUUAAGGGUACCAUUUUAGUAACUAUCCCCGAAAAAACUCUAUUUUUGUGAAUUAUUUAUGAGAUUAUUGAUAAAGAUAUUGAUGUAGGAUUUCUUAGGCUUAAUGAAUGCACUCUUGAAAUACCUUGAAAUUAUUUUUGUAGUAAUUUUAUACACCCUCUGUACACGAAAACCCCAGUCAAACGCAACUCCUCGAAAACUGGGUAGGUCCGGCUUGUUAAAAAAAUCUCGAAACUGGACCAUUUGAAACACAAAAAUAAAAAAGUUUUUGAUGAAGUAUAACAAUGGCUAUGUCGCUAUAAAUUAUUUUUAAUAGACGUGCAAAUAUAAUAAAAUGGCGACCAAAACCGUGGGUUUUUCACCGUUUUUCGUAAAAAAAAAGAUUGUAAAAAUUAAAAUUUUAUCAUAAAUUUUAUGGGGUAUAAAAUAAAUAAAUAAUUUUUAUUUGUAUUUUAGGAAUGUAUCUAUUAAUCCUAGCAAAUCCUACAUCAAUAUCUUUAUCAAUAAUCUCAUAAAAUCUCAGAAAUUAAUUCUUAGGUCUUUUUAAAUAUUUUGUACACGGAAUAUGAAUAUAAUGGGAAUAUGGAUAUAUUGGGAAUAUGGAUAAUCCUGAUUUUAUAACAUAACAUUUUUACAUUGUAAAUAGUAUUUUAAUCUGAAAUUAAUAAGAAAAUAACUGUAGGAUCUAUUUGUCAAAACCUAAUAGUGUAAUAAUGUCUUUUAAUGGUUUCAAAUGAUGCACGACUGUGUAAGUGUUAAUGGAGACUAUUUUGAAAAAGUAUAGUAGAUAUUGCUUUAAAAAAGUUAUUUGUUCUUAUACAUUCCAGAAACUGUCAUAGUGACCUACGCAUAUGUGAAUUUUAAAUCUGAAGAUCUAUAUCAUUGUCCCAUAGUUAAACAUAAGAUGUGUGACGACUUAGUAUCUAGAUGUUAACAGGUAGUAUUUAAUUAUCGCCCUGCAAUAUCUCACGCGAUAAACUGGAACCUUGAUUUCCGUAAUCUGGAUUUGUCCGUUCCGAGAAUUGAUAACAAUCAAAUAUGAUGAUCUGUUAGUGCUUUAGUUGCAUCACGUUGCGUCAUACUUCCAGAUCCUACAUAAGUUGUUCAAAUGGCCUUGUCUGUUUGCUUUCGGAGUCCCUGGAUUUGCAUCACAGGCAUGCCAGAAAUCGUUUACAAAUCCAGGUUUCAGUGUAAUAAAAUUAUUGCGUAUCGCAAAACUUUAAUUCUUAGUAGAUUUACUAUGCUAGUUGAAAAAUUUUUUUUUAUUUCCUAAUAUGCUUUUCUAUAAGUUAAAUUACUUUUUAUGAUCAUCACUAUAUAUAAUACUCAAGUUUGCUCAAUGAGGGUUGAAAGCGGAUAAAUGCACUCUUUAUCGAUAUCGGCAUGUGUUACUUUUUCUAAUUGUAAUUAGUUGUAUUAGAAUUUGUUGCCAUACGUUUGUGUUACUUGGAGAAAAUAUAUGGGUAUAAAUAUAAAUAAAUGAUUUAUAAAAAAGAA